CUCCUCAGUCGCUAUCGAACCUGCCUUUAGAUAGUUUGUCAAUUAAGCUUUCUUCAUUUCAUCGUGGCUCACAUUUUUCAGGAGAUUUUCCUCUAAAUCGGCUUUCUGAUAACACAUGAUUAUUUUCACUGCAGUGUCUUGUGUUGUGUCUUAAGAAAUCAGUGAUUGCUGAUAGGGCUCUUAUCACAAAUUUGUACUUGACGCUCUUCUGUCUCUAAUCUAUCGGAUUGUGGACUAUAUUGAGAAGUUCUUAACAAAAAAAAAAUACGAAAUAGCUAAACCACGUUUCUUACAUAAGGCAUUUUCCGGAGUAUAAUCUCUAUUUCUGAAAGAAACGUGUGAUUGAAAGUGAAAUUUUGUGGUUUUUCUCGUGGUAUUGAAUGUGCCUUCAAGUGGAAAGUUUCACAUACUUUUCAAUCGAUUUAUUCUCUCAUAGUCAAUUCUCACUUCCCUUGCGGAAAAAGCCACGAAAAAUCCAGUGAAAAAGUUUUAUUGACAAGUGCCAAAAUAUCCAUGGUUCACCGACAAAAUUAACACCUUGAUAUCAGCUACCAAUCAUCAGAUAUCACAAGAUUGUCCGAGACAGUGCAUGGAGUUUUGGCGCCAACAAAAAGUGGGACAAAUGCCAUGAGUUGCGGCUGAUGAAAGUGAAUUGCAUUUGGGCGGAAUAUAGGUGUUGAGAUGUGAAGAGGUGCAUCAUCGGGAGGAGUGCAAGAGUUUGGGUAACACAGUUACAACAAAAAGAAUAUUCCUUGGAUUGGAAGCCGGUAGCCGGUCAUUAAUGUAUAAGAGGACUGCAUGGUAUGAAUCAGUUAAACUCUACUGCUUUCGCUACUCAGCCAGAGACCCACGCCUCAGAAAUAGCCACAAUCAAUGUGGUGAAUUAAGGGGAGGCAUCUUGGCGAACGACAAGUAAAGAUUCGUUUUCGCGAACCGCGACAUUGUCAGUUUUUCUUCCUCAUUGCGUCUACCAGUGUUUUGAUUUUGCUCACCCCAGCAACGCACAAAAAUCUCCUUGUGAUUCCUGCCAGUGAUUGGAGCAAGAGGAUUCGUGGAGAGUAUCAAGUGUCCAGGAAAAGCUCCCUUAUCAUCAUUCAAAUUUUCCGGUUUUAGCACAAAGGCCAAGGAGGACACAUCACCUGGGGAUCUUUAAUCAAGUCAAGUGCGCAAUUGGUGCUUUUUACCCUCAAUCUGCGACUGCCUGGACAAGUGCCAAGAUUGAGCCCGUGUGUUAGAAAUCUUGCGCGCUUCAAUGGAAUCCCCGAAGCAUCUCACAACAAAUUCCCACCGGAUUGAUGUUCAAGUGCCGCAGAAAAAUGGCAUUGCCAAGGACCAAAUUGCACUCAUCCGGUCGAGCCUCCUAAGUCCCAAUGAGGUGACCUUCUGCAAUGUCUCAGACGUUAGCAGUGGUAGUUCCGGGAAACGUCGUCGGAGACUCACAUCCACAGACACCGAUGUGGACUCUAUCGUUUCCUCCGGAGAUCACAAGCAAAAGCCCCAGAUACCCGAUGGAGGAUUCGGAUGGGUUGUGGUAUUUUCCAGUUUGAUGGUCUCACUGAUUUCUGAUGGAGUCUCAUUUUCCUUCGGACUUAUCUACACCGAACUCCUAACGUACUUCCAGGAUUCCUCCCCGUCUAAAACAGCCUGGGUAGGAUCGUUAUUUUUGGCUGUGCCUCUUCUUUGCGGGCCUAUUAUGUCCAAUCUUGUGGACAAGUAUGGAUGCAGGAAGAUGACAGUGGUUGGCGGAUUACUGUCAGGGAUUGGUUUCGUACUAGCUUCACUUUGUGAUUCCAUUGAAGGUCUCUAUGUAACAUUCGGGAUAAUUGCUGGACUAGGAUUGGGAAUUGGAUAUGUUACAGCUGUUGUGUCCAUUGCUUUCUGGUUUGAUAAAAAGAGAACUUUUGCCACGGGAAUUGGGGCUUCAGGGACGGGGCUGGGUACUUUUAUUUAUGCCCCCUUUACGCAAUGGCUCAUUGAGAUGUUCGGCUGGAGAGGAGCUACGUUGAUUUUGGCGGGAACACUAUUCAACAUCUGCGUCUGUGGAUGCCUGAUGCGAGAUCCUGAUUGGCUGAUUGAGGAGAAUAGACUGGAGAGUUUGAGUGAAACAGCCUCCAAUAAUAACUCCAGCGUCGCUCUGGAUGAGAUUAAGAAGCUCCUGGAGACAGGAACUCCCAAGGAAGAUGUCCUAGACACUCUUAUGACAAACUACAAUACAGAAGCUAAUCAACAGAUCCCUCUAGCAGAGGACAUAGCCAUUGCUAAGAAAUAUCUCAGUGAAAUUGUCCUGCCCACUUAUUUAGAAUCCAAGGAUUCUGACGUUGAGGGAAGUAUCAAAUUCGGAAGUCGUCGGUCUCUGAGGAAGACCGAACGAGAUCCUUCAAUUGCCAGUGAUCUACUGACAGUGAAGGCAGAGAAGAAGGACAAUCAUAUUGCCAGCAUGGAAACACUCAAUGAAUCUGAAAAAAUUUCAUCUACAGAGGAACUUGCUCACAGUUAUUCCCAGGACGAUCUCAAUUCAAUGAAGAUUCCCUGGGCUAUUCAGAAGAUGAAUUCCAGUCGAUUGUCAUUGGAUGAAUCUCUCAUGACGACGCAUCCUGUCUCCGAAAUCGGAAGUAUUCGCAGAAGCUUUCGUGGGAAUUCCCUGGAUGCUGUCUUCGAGAUGGAGCCAAAUUCUGCAAUUCCCUCGAAACCUGAAGUAUCAACAGUCAGUGCAGAGAUUCCUCUUAUGGUGCCCAGCGUAACUGUGACCAAGCCAAGAGGGAUUCGAAGUCAUAGUGUGAAGAAGAGACAUGCAAAUGUUGACAUCCGGGGAUUCCCUUCUAUGAGAACUUCGAAUUUCUACUGGAACAUGAGAGUUCAUCGGAAUUCCAUCCACUAUAGAGGAGCCCUUCUAAACACACACAGAUACCGACUCAGAGCCUCUUCUUGUCCCAACAUCUACAGGAAUUCAAUGACAACGUUGGCUAAGGAGGAGGAUGAGACUUGGUACGAUAGUUUCAUUGAUAUUAUGAAGGCAAUCUUCGACUUCUCACUCUUCAAGGAUCCCAAAUUCUUCAUCUUUAAUCUUUCCACAUUCUUUCUAUUCAUCUGGUUUAUCAUCCCUUACUUUUACAUAACGGAGCACCUGAAGAAAUACAACUUCCCAGAAGAGGAUGCUGCCAAUUUAAUAGCCGUUAUUGGAAUUUUCAACACAAUCGGAAUGGUUUUUUUGGGAUGGGUGGGAGACCAACCAUGGCUCAAUGUUAAUAAAACAUAUGCCUUCUGUUUAGUGGCAUGUGGAUCAUCUGUUUGUCUUAUGCCUGUCGUUGAGGAUAAUUACGUGGCCCUAAUGGCUCUAGCGGUGCUCUUUGGCAUCACUUUCGCCAGUUGUUUCUCCUUCACGCCCAUCAUUCUGGUGCGUUUAGUGGAUUUGGAUGAGUUCACAUGUGCCUAUGGACUUGUUUUGCUAGUGCAGGGCGUUGGGAGCUUAGUAGGACCUCCUCUGGCUGGUGCCAUUUACGACUGGACACUGAGGUGGGACGACUCUUUCUAUGCUGCAGGAUUCUUUAUAGCUGUAUCUGGAGCUUUGGCCUACGUGACAGGAAUUCUCGUGGAUCGAGAAGAUGACGAGGAGAACUACAGCAAUCAGUGAUCCCAGUCACAAAUUACAAUUUAUCACACACGAAUUUCACAAUCAAACACAUAUUAAAAGGUCAUCUACUUUUCCACUGCCGGUUCUCACGAGAGAAAAGUCAAGAGUUAUUUUCCGAGGAGCACAAAAUCACCUUUUGCCACUUACAAUUUUUUCUAUAUAGCUGGGAAACAUUUAGGACACAAAACAACAAAUUUGUAGUAAAAACGAAAAUUUAGUGAUUUUUGGGGAAUUCGUACAAAAACGUGAUAAACUUUUUUCUACGAGAGACUGAACUAUCAUUGAAAGUGGUUAUGUUAUUUAGCUUAUGAAAGAAAAAAGUCUUUUAAAAAAAAACUUUUAGAAAUCAAUCAAUUAAAAAAAAAACAAAGUUUAAAGUGAACAAAGUACAUCGAUUGCUAGAGUAUUAGACAAAAAUUAGUGUUGAAGAAAUGUAUUUAAUCUUGAGAGUCUAUUAAAAAAGUAUUUUUUCUCUAAAA
Phlebotomus papatasi is the source of this 4110-nucleotide messenger RNA. RefSeq names its product monocarboxylate transporter 14. Gene Ontology annotation, molecular function: monocarboxylic acid transmembrane transporter activity. Gene Ontology annotation, biological process: monocarboxylic acid transport; transmembrane transport. The coding region runs from base 1253 to 3631 and encodes 792 amino acids. The transcript has 7 exons. The record is from RefSeq and is a predicted model, not a curated record. NCBI's taxonomy places the organism in Eukaryota, Metazoa, Arthropoda, Insecta, Diptera, Psychodidae.